AUGCCGGCUACCAAGAUCGCACCGUCGGUGCUUGCAUCCGACCUCGGCAACCUCAACUGCGAGUGCCAGCGCAUGAUGGACUCGGGCGCCGACUGGCUCCACAUGGACAUCAUGGACGGCCACUUUGUGCCCAACAUCGUCAUGGGCGCACCCGUCGUCGCCUCGGUCUCAAAAGCGGUCCCCAACAUAUUUAUGGACUGCCACAUGAUGGUGGCCGACCCAGGUCGAUGGGUCAAGGACAUCGCCGAGGCUGGAGGCAAAUCAUAUACGUUCCAUCUCGAAGCGACUGACGACCCCAUGGACGUGGUGCGUCAGAUCAAGGCGACCAAGAUGCGCGCGGCCGUAGCCAUCAACCCGGGUACACCGGCAUCCGAGAUCUCGGACGAGCUGGGCAACGCAGUGGACAUGAUCCUCGUAAUGACCGUGUGGCCCGGAGCGGGUGGACAGAAGUUCAUGAAGGAGUGCAUGCCCAAGGUCGCCGAGCUUCGGGCGCGGUUUCCGGACCUCGAUGUUGAGGUGGAUGGUGGUGUGGGACCCAAGACGAUCGACAGGUGCGCAGAUGCGGGGGCGAAUAUCAUUGUGGCUGGAACGGCGAUAUUCAACCAUCCGUCUCCCAAGGACGUCAUCGCCUUCUUGCGCAGCAGGUGCGACGAGGCGCAGGAACGCAUCAAGAAGGAACGCGAACGCAUCGCGCGCGGCGAAUCGGUCGACCACGAGAUCAAGCACUACGAAGACGGCCGCAAGUCGGGCUGGGCCUCGGGUGCCAUUACGCCGCUCUCGUAUCCGCGCGUCUACAUGUCCGCCUCCAAGCGCGAAAAGCUCCGCAGAGAGAGCCAGGGCGCCUUGGAACGCGGCGAACGCCCCACGCUCAGCUCCCUCCAGGGCAUGUCCGGCCUCUCCAUCACACCCGCAGUCCAGGGCAAGUGA
Molecule: messenger RNA, 927 nt
Organism: Moesziomyces antarcticus
Lineage: Eukaryota; Fungi; Basidiomycota; Ustilaginomycetes; Ustilaginales; Ustilaginaceae
Product: ribulose-phosphate 3-epimerase
Exons: 1
Coding region: 1-927 (308 amino acids)
Biological process (GO): pentose-phosphate shunt, non-oxidative branch; pentose-phosphate shunt; carbohydrate metabolic process
Cellular component (GO): cytosol
Molecular function (GO): metal ion binding; D-ribulose-phosphate 3-epimerase activity
Source: RefSeq, a predicted model, not a curated record